Messenger RNA from Podospora pseudopauciseta, 375 nucleotides. RefSeq lists its product as uncharacterized. NCBI's taxonomy places the organism in Eukaryota, Fungi, Ascomycota, Sordariomycetes, Sordariales, Podosporaceae. Bases 1 to 375 code for a protein of 124 amino acids. The transcript has 2 exons. The record is from RefSeq and is a predicted model, not a curated record.
AUGAUCUCCCAACGCAACAUCCGAACAUCAGCUCCAUCAUCACCAGAGCUCACAUCAAAUCAUGGCGGCUCCCCUAGGCCCAACAGCCUCCCCCGCCGACCCAGGCUCCCUCCUCCAAACCCCCUCCCACCACGACACCGCGAGAAGACCUCCCCCACAGUAGUCAAAGAAGCGGACAAGUUCACCCACUCCCUCCGCAUCUGGCUCGUCUUCCUCGUCCUCUGCUUCCUCUCCUUCAUCUCCGCCAUCGACGCAACAAUCAUCACCACCUCCCUCCCGACGAUAACCCACUCCCUCAACCACGGCUCCCCGGCUUCCAGUAACGACUACGUCUGGAUAGCCAACACCUACCUCUUCGCCUCCACCGCCCCCUAG